Molecule: messenger RNA, 2736 nt
Organism: Aspergillus steynii IBT 23096
Lineage: Eukaryota; Fungi; Ascomycota; Eurotiomycetes; Eurotiales; Aspergillaceae
Product: putative C6 transcription factor (NirA)
Exons: 5
Coding region: 1-2736 (911 amino acids)
Biological process (GO): regulation of DNA-templated transcription; DNA-templated transcription
Molecular function (GO): zinc ion binding; DNA-binding transcription factor activity, RNA polymerase II-specific; DNA binding
Source: RefSeq, a predicted model, not a curated record
AUGGAGGAAACAUUGGCGCAGAAGGCCCCGGGUGCGGACUCGGGGCCUGCAUACAAAGCCUCUCGAGGCAAGUCGUCGGCGAGAACCCAGGCGGCAAGCUCGAAUGAGGCAUCGGCGUCGAAAAGACGCUGUGUCAGCACGGCGUGUAUCGCUUGUCGAAGGAGGAAGUCCAAAUGCGACGGCAACCUCCCCAGCUGUGCGGCCUGUUCUUCCGUGUACCAUACGACAUGUGUCUACGACCCCAACUCCGAUCACCGCCGCAAGGGCGUGUAUAAGAAGGACACCGACACGCUCAGAACCAAAAACACAACGCUUCUGACCCUGAUACAGGCCUUGCUGAAUUACGAAGAGGAUGACGCUUUUGAGCUGGUACGACAGAUCCGAUCAUGCGACAACUUGGAGGAUGUUGCCCAGUCGAUCAUAGGCGAGCAGAAGGAUUCGAUGGCGGCCACAGGGGACGCAGUGCUUACUGGGGAUGAGACCUCGUCCCCGGCAGAUCAGUUCGAAUCUGAGCUUUCCGGCAAGAUGAGUGAGCUGAUGCUGGAUGGCUCUCGCAAGCUUAUCGGCGGCACCUCAAACCUAAUCUUUUUACCGCCUGGCUCCGAGCUUAAUGAAUUCAACUCAUCUAUGGAUGAUCAUGGGCUCGAUCUGACACAGGAUUGUUCGGUCACCAAGUGGACUAGGGUGACUAACGACGAGCAGCUGAUCAGUCACCUCUUGACCAUGUACUUUACAUGGCACUAUCCCUUUUUCACCACUCUGUCCAAAGACCUCUUCUAUCGGGAUUAUAUCCGCGGGGUUUCCAGCCAAUAUUGCUCGUCUUUACUGGUCAAUACGAUGCUGGCUCUAGGCUGUCAUUUUAGCACCUGGAACGGGGCUCGAGAAGAUCCUGGAAACUCUGCGACGGCGGGAGACCAUUUCUUCAAGGAAGCCAAACGGCUGGUCCUUGAGAAUGACGAGCACGUAAACGCUAAGCUCUGUACCGUUCAAGCGCUCGCCCUCAUGUCUGUCCGGGAGGCUGGGUGCGGGCGCGAAGGCAAGGGUUGGGUUUACAGCGGAAUGAGCUUUCGCAUGGCGUUGGACCUAGGCUUGAAUUUCGACUCGACCACCUUUGGGGCACGCAACCUCGACGAAGAGGAACUCGACGCGCGGCGAAUCACCUUUUGGGGCUGCUUCCUGUUUGACAAGUGCUGGUCUAAUUACCUCGGUCGCCAACCGCAGUUGCCAACAUCUAGUGUCAGCAUUCCAAAGAUGGAUAUUCUACCCAACGAGGAAGCUGGACAUUGGUCCUCGUACACUGACACUGGAGCAAUCCGUGAAACUGCCCAGCCAUCGCGAACGAGGACGGUGGCGCUUCAAAUCGCAAAACUCUGUGAAAUAAGCGGCAACGUGCUUGUGUUCUUCUACGACCCGACCCCCAGGGAGCGGCCUCUUUCCAAACAGGCCGAGGUGAAAAAGCUUUCCGACAUGCAUACGAAGCUGGUUGCUUGGAAACGAGAAUUACCCGUGGAGUUGGAACCAAAGGAAGGGCAACUCCCUCAAGCCCUUCUCAUGCACAUGUUUUACCAGCUGCUCUUUAUACACCUAUAUCGACCAUUUCUCAAAUACACCAGAGCCAACUCCCCGCUCCCCGCAUACGCUUCACCUCGCAAACUAUGCACUCAAGCUGCCUCAGCAAUCUCCAAGCUCCUUCGAUUAUACAAACGCACCUACGGCUUCAAGCAGAUUUGCAAUAUUGCAGUUUAUAUCGCACACACGGCUUGUACGAUUCACUUACUCAACCUGCCCGAAAAGAACGCCCAGAGAGAUUUUGUUCAUGGUCUCCGGCACCUGGAGGAGAUGGGCGAGAGCUGGCUUUGCGCCAGACGUACACUGCGAAUCCUUGACAUAUCUGCCAACAAAUGGCAGGUAAGUCUCCCGAGCGAGGCGACGAUAAUAUUCGAGCAGACGCAUGAAAAAUGGGGCUCUUGGGGGUCGUGGGACCAAGCAUCAUCUCCCACUAAUUCCGACAUACCCUCGCCCAUAGCUCCGCCGCCCGCAGUCACCACGCAGCCCUUGGGAUCGCCUGAGAGGCUUGCGUCUCUGAAUGAGCACGUCGGGUUUUCGGUCUCGGCCUCCCAACCCUCGAUGGGGGCUGUAAGUUCUCGAUACCCUGCCGGGGGGUCGAUGUCGGAGACUGUCUCGGCUAUGCGCACCGCCCAUCGGGCUGCCAGCGCGCAGAUUGCUCGAACAGAUGUAUCACUCCCGGAGCCAACGUAUCUGAGGCCACUUACGCAUGCUUAUGGCCCGCUGCAGCCUGUCCCGCUGGCCCAGCAUGACGCAUGGUUCAACCCAAACGAACCACAAAUAAGUGCCAUGGGUUCUGGGCAAAGCAUCCCUGCCACCGCAGACUCAUCCCCAGUCACGAGCUUUGACACCCCGGAAAACCUCGUGGAAGAGAGUCAAGACUGGUGGUCUCGUGACCCGCACGCCCUGAAUCUGGCGAUGGGAAGCUGGAACCAGAGCUGGAACCCUGGAUUCCCAGGCCCGACAUCCGAUCCGCGUUUUGAGAACUACGUUCCUAAUCCCCAACAGCCGUCAGACCCUGACAGUCAUACCUCCCGACCACAGCCACCACCACAAGCACACCCAGCCAGAUUCUCCACCGGAAUGGCCUCUGGCGUCGUGCGGCCUGACCCAGGUCCCACCGUCCCCGGAUUCACCAACAUAGAAUUCUCCAACAACUUCCAACAAUAA